Molecule: messenger RNA, 198 nt
Organism: Bipolaris zeicola 26-R-13
Lineage: Eukaryota; Fungi; Ascomycota; Dothideomycetes; Pleosporales; Pleosporaceae
Exons: 1
Coding region: 1-198 (65 amino acids)
Source: RefSeq, a predicted model, not a curated record
AUGGGCGCAUGUCAAGCAACAAGAGAGGGUUUGCUGGCGUGCCCAGCGAUUUGCUUGUCGGAGAAACAGAGUGCAGCGUUGACCAGGAGCUCCUCACUACCCGUCGACAAGCGCGAAAAGACGCCAAGGCUGUUGACGGAAUUGAGCCUCUUCGCGCACGUGUGUCCGUUAUCGCUGCUAGCUCCCCCCGAUAGGUGA